Molecule: messenger RNA, 766 nt
Organism: Coniophora puteana RWD-64-598 SS2
Lineage: Eukaryota; Fungi; Basidiomycota; Agaricomycetes; Boletales; Coniophoraceae
Product: glutathione S-transferase C-terminal-like protein
Exons: 4
Coding region: 98-766 (222 amino acids)
Biological process (GO): translational elongation
Cellular component (GO): cytoplasm; nucleus
Source: RefSeq, a predicted model, not a curated record
UAAACACUCGCAUGCACUUCAUCAAAGAAAGAACCGGAUCCCCCAUCAUCCAGCUGUCUUCUCUCUCAUAUUGAUAUUGCCACACCUCACAAAAUCAAUGGCACCUGUUGGAACUCUAUACGGUGCUAGCUUUCAACGCCAGACCAUUGUUAUCAAGACGGCUGCCGCCAUAGCGGGGCUUGAGCUCAACCUUGCAGAGAUAAAGUUGGGCGAGACCAACAAAUCACCCGCAUAUCUCGCCAAGUUCCCUCAGGGAAAGAUCCCGGCAUUUGAAGACGCCGAAGGCUUCAUACUCACAGAGGGCCUUGCUAUUGUGAAUUACAUCGUGUCCUUGGCUCCUGAGAGCGGUUUGCAAGGGCAAACCAAGAAAGAGGCCGCUGAAGUCGAGCAGUGGACUCACUUCGCCGAGUUCGAGCUCCAGGUCUCUUCGGAUUUCACCUGGUACCUCGCUACCGGUUACUUCCCUGGGUACAACAAGGACUUCCAUACCAUACUCCUGGACAGGCAGUACAGUGCCCUUGAUCACCUCGAACGCCACCUCACCAGGCAUGAGUAUCUGGUUGGUGGCAGGCUGACGCUUGCCGACAUCGUUUUGGCUGGUAGCAUCAAGGAUGCCGUCGGUAUCACACUCGGAACAGCCGAGAGAGCCAGAUAUCCCAAGACUUUUGCGCAUUUCAACAAGGUUAUCUCGCACCCCAAGAUCAAGCAGGUUUUCGGCGAGAUUGAGUUCGUGGAGACGCCUCUUCAGCAUAAGGGUUCUGCUUAG